Molecule: messenger RNA, 924 nt
Organism: Acanthoscelides obtectus
Lineage: Eukaryota; Metazoa; Arthropoda; Insecta; Coleoptera; Chrysomelidae
Source: the annotation of a GenBank genome assembly
UAUGUUGCCUGCUCAUAUUGCAGUUCUUACACAAUAGCAAUAGUGUAAAAAUCCACUUUUGAGCUCUAUAAUAUGCUUACUACUAGGGCCAUACUGAAGCUUUGAUAUACUGGCCAAAGGAUUUGAACUCGAGAGAAGUUUUUUGAAAAUAUCACAUAGCAAUGGAGCAAAAAUGGACAUAAUCUUAAAGUAAAUUUAGGUUAUGAUUUUGUAUUUGUAAACAACGACCGGCUAAACUUUCAAUUUGUGGAUUUAAUUGAUAAAAAUGCCGAAUUGGAACCAAAUACAGUCUCAAUUGAGGCAUCCAGCAAAUCCAGUAGUAUUUUUUGAUGUAUCGGUCGGAACAACAGAAAUCGGAAGGAUGAUUUUCGAAUUAUUCGCUGAUGUAGUACCAAAAACAAGCGAAAAUUUCAGACAAUUUUGCACUGGAGAAUUCAGAAAGGAUGGAGUACCUUUAGGGUACAAAGGAGCUAGUUUCCACAGAGUUAUUAAGGAUUUUAUGAUACAAGGAGGUGACUUCGUUAAUGGUGAUGGAACAGGAGUGAUGAGCAUCUACGGAGGCGGCACCUUCCCCGACGAAAACUUCACCAUAAAACACGACACUCCAGGCCUCCUGUCAAUGGCGAACAGCGGGAAAGACACGAACGGCUGCCAGUUCUUCAUCACAUGUGCCAAGUGUAACUUUCUAGAUGCCAAACACGUCGUGUUUGGUAGAGUGAUAGAUGGACUGUUGGUAAUGAGGAAGAUAGAGAAUGUACCCACUGGGCCCAAUAAUAAGCCUAAGAUACCUGUUACAAUAGUACAGUGUGGACAGAUGUAGUAUUAAGCGUUUUAGGUGUACAUAAUGACAUUGUAUGUGUAAGGACUAUUAUGCAAAAAAUACUUUUUAGAUGAAUUUCAUGUUAUUAUUACCCAAAUGACCAC